This is a messenger RNA of Artibeus jamaicensis (Jamaican fruit-eating bat), 3070 nucleotides long. RefSeq names its product potassium inwardly rectifying channel subfamily J member 11 (gene KCNJ11). Lineage: Eukaryota; Metazoa; Chordata; Mammalia; Chiroptera; Phyllostomidae. Gene Ontology annotation, molecular function: ATP-activated inward rectifier potassium channel activity. Gene Ontology annotation, biological process: potassium ion import across plasma membrane; regulation of monoatomic ion transmembrane transport. The transcript has a single exon. Gene Ontology annotation, cellular component: plasma membrane. The coding region runs from base 763 to 1935 and encodes 390 amino acids. The record is from RefSeq and is a predicted model, not a curated record.
GGGGCGGGGGUGCGGCGCCGGCGUGCGUGCGGCCGGCGCGGGGACAGGAGGACCCGACUUGGGAGUGAUCCCGGGCAGGUCACCCUGGGGCGAGGGGGUCUGGAGUUGGGCCAGUGGGGUGGCGACUCUGGAGGGCGCAGGACCCCAAGGAGACAGAAGGACGAAAGCUGGAGGGGGGAUCCGAAGAGCCGCGAGAGCUACGGGGGGCGGGGUGGGGUAGGGAAGAGUGGGCGCACCUGGAGGUGAGACUGGGGGGUGGUCAGGAUAUGAAACUAGCGCGGAGGGGGCUCAGGAGCAGAGAUGGGUGAGGUGGAAGAUACGGUGGGGGUUGCGUGAGGUCUAGUCAGUCGUGAUAAUAACCGGAGGUGUUAAGUUCCAAGAUACAGGAGGUGGGUUAAGAAGGAAUGCCGGUGGAGACAAGGGAUCUUAGACAGGGGGGCGCCCGGGGGUGGGCAGCGGGUGAGGAGUGUUGAGCUGAGGUCCGGGGCCACGUGGAGAACUGGCAGGGUGGGAGCUCACUAGGCAAUGGGCCGGUGGGCUGGGGUGUGAGGCUAGUAUAAAAAGUGAAGCAGGAGCCGGAUGGAGGUGAGGAUGAGACUAGUUGGGGAGGCAUCUCAGAAAUGAAGCCUGCGUAGAUUGAGGGCAGACCCAGAGUGGAAGGGUAUCCAGGGAGGGAACUCCACAGUGAGGCCAGAGUCUGGUCAGAGGGCACUCCCCCCCGCCCCGCAUGAGUGAAGCCUCUCCCUGGUGGUCUCUGGAGCCAUGUUAUCCCGCAAGGGCAUCAUCCCUGAGGAGUAUGUGCUGACGCGGCUAGCGGAAGACCCCGCAGAACCCCGGUACCGGGCUCGGGAGCGGAAGGCCCGCUUCGUGUCCAAGAAGGGCAACUGCAACGUGGCCCACAAGAACAUCCGGGAGCAGGGCCGCUUCCUGCAGGACGUGUUCACCACACUAGUGGACCUCAAGUGGCCACACACACUGCUGAUCUUCACCAUGUCCUUCCUGUGCAGCUGGCUGCUCUUUGCCAUGGUCUGGUGGCUCAUCGCCUUCGCCCACGGUGACCUGGCCCACGGAGAGGGCACCACCGUGCCCUGCGUCACCAGCAUCAACUCUUUUUCAUCUGCCUUCCUUUUCUCCAUCGAGGUCCAAGUGACCAUUGGCUUCGGCGGGCGCAUGGUGACUGAGGAGUGCCCACUGGCCAUCCUGAUUCUCAUUGUGCAGAACAUCGUGGGGCUCAUGAUCAACGCCAUCAUGCUGGGCUGCAUCUUCAUGAAGACCGCCCAGGCCCACCGGCGGGCCGAGACCCUCAUCUUCAGCAAGCAUGCAGUCAUUGCGCUGCGCCAUGGCCGCCUCUGCUUCAUGCUGCGCGUGGGCGACCUUCGCAAGAGUAUGAUCAUCAGCGCCACCAUCCGAAUGCAGGUGGUGCGCAAGACCACCAGCCCCGAGGGCGAGGUGGUGCCCCUCCACCAGGUGGACAUCCCCAUGGAGAACGGUGUGGGGGGCAACAGCAUCUUCCUGGUGGCUCCCCUCGUCAUCUACCACAUCAUCGAUGCCAACAGCCCGCUCUACGACCUGGCCCCCAGUGACCUGCACCACCACCAGGACCUCGAGAUCAUUGUCAUCCUGGAAGGUGUGGUGGAAACCACGGGCAUCACCACCCAAGCCCGCACCUCCUACCUGGCCGACGAGAUCCUGUGGGGUCAGCGCUUUGUACCCAUUGUGACCGAGGAGGAUGGCCGCUACGCCGUGGACUACUCCAAGUUUGGCAACACCGUCAAAGUGCCCACGCCGCUUUGCACAGCCCAUCAGCUUGAUGAGGACCGCAGCCUGCUGGACGCCUUGACCCUCGCUGCGGCCCGUGGGCCACUGCGUAAGCGCAGUGUGGCUAUGGCCAAGGCCAAGCCCAGGUUUAGCAUCUCUCCAGAUUCCCUGUCCUGAGCCAUGGUCCCCUGAGCUCCCACCCCACAUGUGUGCACAUGGGCAGUGUGGUAUGGUAUGUAGAGUGGACAUGGCGUGGCCCUGUCGGCCAGGCCAGGACCUGGUGUGAGGCCGGGCCCUCUGCAGUUCAGCCUUCCUGCUGCUGCUGGCCCAGGGUGUUACAAGGCAUUGUCACUGCCUAUUUAUGGCCUCAGUUGGAGUCUGUACUGGGUUAUUUUUGUUCCUGUUCCUCCCAGACCCAACUCAGGACUGGUUGGUCCUCCUCCCUGGACCCAAGGCUGGGGAAACUGCAGGAGGUGCUGGACCCUACAGCUGGGGCUCCAGCUACUUUUGGGGUCCCGUGAUCAACUGCCCACAAGCUGGGCAGAUGACUGGGGAAGAACAGUCCCGAACCUGCUGCUGCAUUUCUGUGGCCCCAAGAGAUGCCUGUGGUCAGGCCUCAGCCACCCUUGGUCCCUGAAAACGUGAUGAGCUACAGAGUGGGCGCGGCCAGCUGGGGAGGGCAGUUAGUGAGGGAGCACGUUCCAACUGGGAGAUCAGGGGUGUGGAGCCUGCACAGACAGGGACAGGCUGAGGCAGACAGGACCCCCCUCCAAGGGGCAGGCUCCCACAGGGAGAAAAAGGCAUGAGGAUGCUUAGCUUUGCUGAGUCCUGCUAAGGCACAGGGACAGGGAGAUGGGCCCUCUGCAUCUGCACCCUCAGUCCAAGCCUCUUAUCGUGAGGGCUCCGUGGGCUGGGGCUGCUGAGCCUGCCUAUUCCCAUUCUGUCCCACACCCUCAGAGGAUGGGGUGGGCUGGGGCAGACACCGGCAUGCCAGACAGAAAGAGGCCGAGGAGAAGGGUGUCGUGGGCCCACCGUACUUUGCGGGCCUCGGACUGAACUCUGGUGUUAGCUCCCCACCAGUGGCUGCCACUCACUUUGUCCAGAGGGUGACCAUGGAGGGUCCAUGGGUUGCUAGAAUAGGAGAUGUUGGAAAGCUCAGGGUGGUGGGGGUGAGCAAGGUCCCUGAGGUGAAGAGGGCGUUGGCCCUCGUGGGCUUGACCCCAAGCCUGGACUCCUGAGCAGUGUUGUGUGUAUUUGCUCCUAAUUCUGCCUUCUCCCUUGUCAAUAAAGCCUCCCUUCUUCAUGACCUAAA